Chroicocephalus ridibundus (black-headed gull) is the source of this 846-nucleotide messenger RNA. It is a transcript of the gene SNRPC, whose product is annotated as small nuclear ribonucleoprotein polypeptide C. Gene Ontology annotation, biological process: mRNA 5'-splice site recognition; spliceosomal snRNP assembly; mRNA splicing, via spliceosome. Lineage: Eukaryota; Metazoa; Chordata; Aves; Charadriiformes; Laridae. Gene Ontology annotation, molecular function: pre-mRNA 5'-splice site binding; zinc ion binding. The transcript is spliced from 6 exons. The record is from RefSeq and is a predicted model, not a curated record. Gene Ontology annotation, cellular component: U1 snRNP; nucleus. The coding region runs from base 92 to 574 and encodes 160 amino acids.
GGCAGCCGCCGGAGGUCAAGGGGUGGAAGAUGUCGCGCAGUGAUUGCGUCACUUCCUGGCGGCGGCGGCGGCGGCGGCGGCGGGGAGCGCCAUGCCCAAGUUUUAUUGUGACUACUGUGACACGUACCUCACCCAUGACUCGCCCUCCGUGAGAAAAACCCACUGCAGUGGCCGAAAACACAAAGAGAACGUGAAAGACUACUAUCAAAAAUGGAUGGAGGAACAAGCUCAGAGCCUGAUUGAUAAAACAAUAGCGGCUGCAUUUCAGCAAGGGAAAAUUCCACCUACACCGUUCUCGGCACCACCUCCCGCAGGAGCCAUGAUACCACCUCCUCCCAGCAUCCCUGGCCCCCCGCGGCCUGGCAUGAUGCCGGCCCCUCAUAUGGGUGGCCCGCCAAUGAUGCCAAUGAUGGGCCCACCCCCACCAGGAAUGAUGCCGGUUGGACCUGCUCCAGGGAUGAGGCCACCCAUGGGAGGACACAUGCCCAUGAUGCCAGGGCCGCCAAUGAUGAGACCACCCUCCAGACCCAUGAUGGUGCCAACCAGGCCGGGAAUGACCCGUCCAGACAGAUAAAGGUGGAAGUGGCGCUACCUUUUCUUUUUCGUGUUACGAUCUUCCACAUGAUAAAAUACCAUAGACCUAUGUCCCUAGGAUUUUGUAUUAAAGCAGUGUGUAGAGCAGAUCUGCUGUCACUUCAGAUUGCAGACGGUUUGACCUAGAUGCACACUGGACUGAUGCUUUUGUACCUGCUCUGGGUUUUUUUGCUGGUUUUUUAUUUGUUUUUUUUUUUUUUCCCCCCAUUGAAUCAUAAAACACAACAAUAAAACAUUUGAUGCUGGUUUACA